AUGAAGUUCGCCUGCCUCUCCUUCCGGCAGCCCUAUGCCGGCUUGGUCUUGAAUCGAGUCAAGACCCUGGAGACGCGCUGGCGUCCCCUGCUGAGCGGCCACUGCAACCGGACCCUGGCCAUACACAUCGCCCACAGGGACUGGGAAGACGACACCUGGCGGGAGCUGCUGCUGAACAGGCUGGGAAUGACGCCGGCCCAGGUCCAGGCCCUGAUCCAGGAGGGGGAGCGAUUUGGCCGAGGGGUGAUUGCAGGGCUCGUUGACCUGGGAGAAACCGUGCGGUUCCCCAAAGACCUAGCUCCGGAGGAGGCUGUACAGCUGGAAACCCGAGCCCUGCUCACCGAUUUGAAGGACAAGUACCUGACGGCGCUCUCUAACCCACGCUGGCUGCUGCAGCCCGUACCCGGGAAAGGAGGCAAGGAUGUCUUCCAGGUGGACAUCCCAGAGCAUCUGAUCCCCUCGGGGCAGGAGGGGUGAUGAGGCAGGACCCCCGAGAGGGACAGGACCGAGGGGCAAGCCUAAUGCCUUCACCACUGUGACUCGGAUACUUGAACCUCUUGAAAUCCCAGUCGCCUCUACACCAGAGAGCAGGCCCUGCUCUGUGCUUUCCUGUGACUGACUGCCCCGCUCAGAUGGGUGGUGGGGAGGGUGGGGCUCUCCUGGGGAGGUGUCUCUUUGUGCUCCUGGACAAUGUCUCAAGGACUUUGUCCUCUACCAGGAAACGUCUGGGCAGGGCCACUAUUUGGGUACACUGAUGUCUGCAUCAUGCAAAUAAAUACACGAAGAAGACUGUUUAGCAUCUGGGG
Molecule: messenger RNA, 806 nt
Organism: Loxodonta africana (African savanna elephant)
Lineage: Eukaryota; Metazoa; Chordata; Mammalia; Proboscidea; Elephantidae
Product: protein EOLA1-like
Exons: 2
Coding region: 1-477 (158 amino acids)
Source: RefSeq, a predicted model, not a curated record